ACUCCAGCAGCAUACAAUGCUUUCCCAUACAGUGGCUUCAGACUGGGUCCUGGAUCUCUGAGCCGCUCCUCAUUGGGAAUUGUUGCACCAAAGAGGAAUCUGUGGGGCUGUGGCAGCUCAAGGGGUGUCUGAUGAGCUGCCAGUGUGGGCACUAUGUUCUGUACUAAGCUGAAGGAGCUCAAGCUCACAGGGGAAUGUCCCUUCUCUUUAUUGACACAGAGUCAGGGCUCAGAGGAAGGUGAUGAGGAAGUACCGGGCACUGCUGCUGCCUCUCUUCCCAUCUGUAAGGAGGUGGGUGAGAUCAGCAUCCCGGGCAAGAGAGAAGAUGGGACCCCACAGAGGAAGACCAGCAGGAGCCGGGUUUAUCUGCACACCUUGGCAGAAAGCAUCCGAAAGUUCAUCUUCCCUGAGUUUGACAGACUGAAUCUUGCUCUUCAGCGGUCAAUAGCAAGACACAAACUAAGCGCUAGCAGGUCAGCUUUUCCUGGUUUUAAAUUGCCAAGUAUGCCGGUUUGUGGAAGAACUGCUGAAACAGAAAACUUUGAAAAAAUUAUUAUUGAUCAGUCAAAUGCAGCAGGUGUCCCUGUUGAGCACGUUAAAGAAACGUUGGGUGAUGAACUUUUCAGAAUCUGUUACGAAGAAGAUGAACAUGUAUUGCAAGUGGUUGCAGGAACACUGAAGGACUUUCUAAAUAGCUUUGGAACCCAUUUAAAACAAAGUGGCCAAUCCCGGACACUGGAAGAAUGUAGUGGGCUUGAAGAAGGUUCAAUUCUGUGCUUAGAAAAAGAUCAAGAUUAUUUAAAUGUGUACUAUUUUUUUCCUAAUAAUAUUACACCUUUAAUAUUACCUGGAAUUAUUAGGGCAGCAGCAUACAUCUUGUUUGAAACUGAAGUAGAAGUGAGGUUGAUACCCCACUCUUCCAAUGAUGGGAAUGACUUCAUUAAGGAACCUUACUUACUGUAUUCUGUGCAGUUAAAAAAUACAAAGCCUUCAUUAUCGCCAAGCAAACCCCAGUCAUACGUUGUAAUACCUGCGUCAAUUUUCUGCAAUACCUUUCCUUUCCAUUUUAUGUUUGACAAAGAUAUGAUCAUGUUGCAAAUUGGUAAUGGUGUGAAAAGGCUCCUCAACAGAAGAGACAUUCCACGGAAAUCCACCUUUGACGAAUAUUUUGAGAUCCUUUCUCCUAAAAUAAGCUGCACGUUUAGUGGAAUCUUGACUAUGCUCAAUAUGCAGUUUAUUAUACGAGUUAAAAAAUGGGACAGUACAACUGACCAGUCAUCAAAGGCAAUGGAUUUGAAAGGUCAAAUGAUCUACGUAUUUGAAUCCAGUGCCAUUUUAUUUUUGGGAUCACCAUGUGUGGACAGAUUAGAGGAUUUCACAGGACAAGGGCUGUAUCUAUCGGAUAUUCCAAUCCACAAUGCCCUGAGGGAUGUUGUAUUGACUGGGGAACAAGCAAGAGCACAGGAUGGAUUGAAAAAGAGGUUAGGAAAGCUUAAAUCUACUCUGGAACAAGCUCAUCAAGCUCUAGAAGAGGAGAAAAAGAAGACUGUGGAUCUUUUAUUUUCAAUUUUUCCUGGUGAAGUUGCUCAGCAGCUGUGGCAAGGGCAAACUGUACAAUCCAAGAGAUUUUAUAAUGUAACAAUGCUUUUUUCAGACAUUGUGGGAUUCACAGCAAUCUGCUCUCAGUGUUCACCCAUGCAAGUUAUCACAAUGCUCAGUGAACUUUACACCCUAUUUGAUGUUCAGUGCGGAGAACUAGAUGUUUACAAGGUGGAAACUAUAGGUGAUGCUUAUUGUGUGGCUGGGGGCUUACAUAAAGAAAGUGAGACACAUGCGUUUCAAGUAGCCUUGAUGGCCUUGAAGAUGAUGGAGCUUUCAGAUGAGGUGAUGUCUCCCCAUGGAGAGCAAAUAAAGAUGCGUAUUGGUUUACAUUCUGGGUCAGUAUUUGCAGGCGUUGUUGGAGUGAGAAUGCCAAGAUAUUGCCUUUUUGGAAACAAUGUGACCCUUGCUAACAAGUUUGAAUCCUGCAGUGUACCAAGAAAGAUCAAUGUGAGCCCUACAACCUACAGGUUGCUGAAGGAUUAUAAAGGAUUUACAUUUACUCCACGAUCAAGACAAGAUCUCCCACCAAACUUUCCCAUUGACAUUCCUGGUAUUUGUUAUUUUCUUGAAGCCUAUAAUCAAGAAAUGCUGCCCAGAAUUUGCCAAAGAAAGACAGUUGAAGAGACCCAUUUCAUCAAAACAGAUUAAUGUAUUUAAUCUAAAUGUACUGAAAUAUAUAUAUAUAUAUAUAUAUAUAUAUAUAUAUAUAUAUAGCUCUUAAUUAAUUGUGUGAUUAAUGAUUAUGUUGUCUUCCUUAAUCUUGAAAACAACAUGCUUCCAGUAUUAUUCACUUUGGAGUUAUAAUCUACUGCAAAAUUUUAAUGCAGAUCCGAAACCAUUUUAGAAUUCAACUGGUUUGAAAAAAUGAAAAGAUUGAGAUUUUGGUCUUCCAGUUUUAAAAUGCUUUUCUGUUAUGGCCCGGUACUGUGCAGAAUUAUGCUUUUUUUUUUUGAUUAGGAAAUUUUUUUUAUCUAUAUAUUUGUACACACAUUUUUGCUGAGAAAGAAAAUUUAAAUGUUGGCAGAUUUGAAGUUCAAAAAUGAUUAAUCUCUGCACAGUACAAUGCAGCAAAAGUAUGGAUAUAAAAAACGCUGCGACAACCAUUUAGCAUAUGUUGGCAGAGAUAAUAAAACUUAACAAGACAAAGACAACAACUCAACAGGCUUUUAUAAAAACAGAUGUAAUUUUAUAAAAAAAUAUAUAUAUAUUUUGUAACAGAACAAUGUCAAGAAUUGCACGAAUAUAAAGGAGAUAAAAAUUAUUUCCAACAAAUGGGAUGAUUGGGUAUCAUUUUCGAAAAGAUGUGUGGGCAGGCCGGGAUCAUAAAAAAUCCUUGUAGGACCUUCAGUUUGAGAGCAAUGAAAAUUGGGGGCAAUUUUAUAACCAUUUGAUUGGAGCUUUUGCUCCAAUUUAAGCAAUUUUUGGGAAGAAAAAUUGUAAAUUUUAAUUUGAGUUUCCAAAACCCUAAAUCUCGAAAACAAAAAAAAAUUCUGCAUCUAAAAGCUGUUGAGUUAGAUGUAGAUGUAAAAGUCAAUUGGAGUUAUGAGACUCAUUAAAAAUGAAGGGUAAAAUGUGAUUGCACUGUGUUCCGGUUUGUUUUUCCUAUAAUUUUAAGCGGUCAAAUUUCAAGUUGUGCAUUGUUUCAAAUGGGGGAAAAAAACUCAAAAACUUGAAUUUCGAUAAGUAUUGUUGUGUUCAGAAUUUUGUAUAACUUUAUACAAAUAUUCUUUGUUUUUUUUUUGUCAAAGCUACCAAAAAGGCAUACACUACCUAUGAGUUCAUGUGUCUGAAAUAACCCCAAACUGCCCUCUGCCACCUUCAUUGUGUUCAAAGUAUAAUAUCUGGAAGCACUUUUUUCAUUAGCUACUUUUCAGGUCAUUGUAGCUUGGAAACACUCUUGUGCCGAUUACUGUUUUUGUAAGUGUGCCUGUUUGACGUUGCUGCUGUUUUCAGCCAUUUACAAAUCAAUAGAAUGAGGUGUGGCAAAAGGCAAACUUUAGAAAAACUUUAAUUUUGGGUCAAACGCCAAAAAUUUGCUCUUGGUACAUUAGCCUAAGGGUGCUGGCAGACAGGGAAAAGUAUUUUCUAUUGUGGGUAAGAAUAUUUGGGUUCUAUAAUUUGUUAUAGUUGCCCCAAAUAGUAAUAUGUGCUACUAAUUUAAUACUGUCACCUUGGAAUCUUAUUUCUAUGCAUUAUAAAAUCCAUAAUCCUGUAACAUGUAUCAGUAAAGACCUUUCGGGGAAUAAAAAAAGAUAAUAUUAGUGUGAUAUUUUAUAUAUAAAUAAAUUCAACUCGCAUACAGUUGACUUCAAGGAAGCAAGUAAAGGAGACUGCAGAACUUGCAGAUGGAAAGAGUGGGUGAUUGUAAGUGACCUCUAGCCCUUCAGCUGUUGGUGGUGUAUGUUGUACAAUGUUCACCAGAUGAAUGUAGAAAGAUACAAAACAAAUGCUUCUCUUUAGGUCAUACAUACCUCACUUUAUGUGGGAAGUUCUGAAACUUAAUUUGCAGACGUUUAAAUGUCCUUGGCCUCUGUUAUUUUGGCUUCUUUGGUACUGUACCUUAAUAUAUUUAAAAAACAUGUCUAUCUGUAAAUAUAAAUAUAGAUAUAUGUAUAUGCAUGUGUUCAUCCAAAAUCAUAUUUUUCCAUUUUUUAAUGAACAAUGGCUUUUUUAAUUCUAUUAUAUUUAUUGAAAGGUUGUUAACUGGCUAAAUACUUUAUUGUUUACCAAAUAUACAUAGCUGUUUCCUAAAACAGUUCUGUUUAACUUUACUUCACAUGGAUAGACAUUUUAAAAAUGGCACCUAGUCAAGAGCAUAAGAUUAAUACAGAUAUAUAUAUAUGUAUAGAAAAUGUAGUUAUAAGCAACAACGCUAAAGGGCUGGUUUACCUUUCAGCUUACUUUUGGUAUGUUAUAGAAUGGUAAAUAUUCCAGUCACUUAUUCAAAUCAGUGAAUGGUUGUUAGGGUAAUUUG
Molecule: messenger RNA, 4576 nt
Organism: Xenopus laevis (African clawed frog)
Lineage: Eukaryota; Metazoa; Chordata; Amphibia; Anura; Pipidae
Gene: gucy1a1.S
Product: guanylate cyclase 1 soluble subunit alpha 1 S homeolog
Exons: 8
Coding region: 154-2250 (698 amino acids)
Source: RefSeq, a predicted model, not a curated record